This is a messenger RNA of Caenorhabditis elegans, 350 nucleotides long. It is a transcript of the gene ZK849.6, whose product is annotated as NADH dehydrogenase subunit 1. NCBI's taxonomy places the organism in Eukaryota, Metazoa, Nematoda, Chromadorea, Rhabditida, Rhabditidae. Bases 130 to 327 code for a protein of 65 amino acids. The transcript is spliced from 3 exons. The record is from RefSeq and is marked reviewed.
UUUGAAGUUUUGAAAUUUGGAAGUUUUUCUUCAAAUUAAUCAAUCAAAAAUCAAUACUUCAAAUAUCGAUUUUUCAUUCAUUCCUUCCAUUUUUCACUUUUCGAGGCAAAAAAUCGAAUCCGGUAAACCAUGGUGUAUUCCAAUCAAAAGCUCGCUUGGUUCGACUAUUUGGCCUCUCCGAUCAUUCUUUGCUGGUAUCUCGGAGUCUUCUCCGCAUUUUUGCUCUUUGUCGUGAAGCCGUGUAUGAUUCCAAAGGGAUCUGCGAAACAGCCAUUCAUGUACUGUGGGGAGAAGCCGUACAACAACCCAGCCCUCAGAGUUCGCUAGAAAAUGAAGUUUUGUACUCAAAU